Messenger RNA from Drosophila melanogaster (fruit fly), 3429 nucleotides. It is a transcript of the gene RASSF8, whose product is annotated as Ras association domain family member 8. The coding region runs from base 621 to 2444 and encodes 607 amino acids. The transcript has 5 exons. Gene Ontology annotation, biological process: signal transduction. NCBI's taxonomy places the organism in Eukaryota, Metazoa, Arthropoda, Insecta, Diptera, Drosophilidae. The record is from RefSeq and is marked reviewed.
UUGGUGCAAUCGAUUUUUGGCAUCGACUGGAUGCCCAUGCCAACAACAAUGUUUGCUUUUAAAAUUUAGAUUAAAUCCGUUAAAAAUCCGUGAAAUCAAAACAAAAGCAGUGGAGCUGCUUCACAACAAGAUUAUCGUGCUUACUAGAAAGUGAAGAACCACGGAGUUACCGCGCCGGAAGUACAAAAGUAAUCACCAAAUCGGAAAUCCGAAAAGUGAAUCAGAAUUUUUCUAGCUCACACACACACGCGCGCAUACCCGCACGCCCAGCAAACACUCAUGCAAGCGUAUGGAACCAGUCGUGUUGUUGUUGUUGCUGUGAAUAAGUGCAAGUGAAGAAGAAGCAGAAACUGUGAUCGGAAAAUUAAGCAAAAAAGAAAAACAGGCGAGGAAAAGUGGGGUUGGGGAAAAGCAGACGGAAAAGUGGAAAGGCGGAGUGCAGCUAACACGCUUCGCUGGCUGCGCGACAGCAGAACGCCAGUCAAGCGCCAAAAACCAUUAGUAGAACCCCAUUUCCAGCUGGAGCGGCACAAGAAAGCAAUUUUCUGGUAGCAGAAACACCAAGAAACGAAAAUAAUUGGCCGAUCUUUAGAGACUCGACUCGACGACAAUUAGCCGGAAUGGAGCUGAAAGUUUGGGUCGAGGGCAUCCAGCGGAUAGUUUGCGGCGUUACAGUGAACACCACAUGUCAGGAUGUGGUUUUUGCUUUGGCCCAUGCCACUGGAAAAGUGGGCAGAUUCACUUUAAUCGAAAGGUGGCGCAAUAACGAACGCCACCUGGCCCCCAAUGAGAAUCCAAUGAAGCUGCUGCUCAAAUGGGGCGAGUAUGCAAAUGAUGUGCAGUUUAUAUUACAACGUUCGGAAAACAAAACACAGCAGCAGCAGCAGCAACAACAACAGCAGCAGCAGAACAAUAAUAAUAAUAACAACUAUGCUGUGAUGACAACAACAAAAAAGCCGCUGGGGCCGAACAACAAUAACAAUAAUAAGCCAGCGCCCACUUUGCUAAAGCAAAAGUCGAACGUCGAACUCAGCUACCGCACAAAGGAAUUGAAAAAAAGUUUCGGGGGCCACGAUGCCAAGCAGUUUGACAACAUUGGAAUCGUCAAGGGAAUUCCGCAGCAGCAGCAAUUGCAGUCACAACAAACGGCCAUGGGAGCACCGGCGAGUCCACCACAGGAGCAGCUGACACCGCAGGAUAACAAUAAUGUAGCACCACUGGUGCCAAAGCAUGAGAAAUCGCUGUCCAAUCCGCUGGACAUGACCAGCACGGGUAGCAAUCCACCCGCACCUACAAAUGGCUACAAUGACUUCUACAACAAUAACAGCAGCAGUAAUCAGCAUAUAUACAGCCAGCUGAGCAAAUCCAGCAAUGAACUCCGACGCUCCAGUCCCAACGAAAUGUACUACAACAAUAAUAACAAUAUUGUUAAUAACAAUAACAACUCACCGGAGCUGUACAAGCAAACGCCGACGAUUUCCGCGAAUGGAGCUCUAGUCCCACCACCAUAUCGUGACCCGCCACCCCCGAGAAACAGCCCCAUGUGCCAGGGGCAGCGUUUGGCCAGCAGCAAUGCGGACACCAUGUCCAAUGCCUCCUCCUCGACGAAUCCGUUUCUCAGCGACUACGAUCAGCAUAGCAGCCACAACACUAAUAGCAUCAACAAUAAUAGCCAGGCCAUGGAGGAGGGUGAGCCCAUGUUCCAGACCACGCAGUAUAACGAUUUGCUGCAGCUCAUCAAGUUUCAGCGGGAGAAGAUCACAGCCCAGCAAAUGGAAUUGCAAAAGUUCGAUACGGAAAUAGUUUAUUUGGAGAGCAAAGAACGCGACCACGCCCACGAGUUGGAUGCUAUUUCGCGUGAGAUUUCCAAGGCGGAUCAAAUCUUUCGGCAAGGAAGCGAACAGCUCCAGACUCUGCAGUAUGUGGAAGAGGAAAACGAAUUGGUCAAGCAGCAAGAGAAGACUUUGAAAUCAGAAAUAGCUCUACUGCGAUCCAAGCUGGCCAAUUGCGAAACAGAGCUGCUACAAUGCAAGAACAAAAUGCGCUUGCUGAUGGAUGACAUUGAGCUGGAGCAGCAACAUCAACAGCAGACCAAUAGGCAAACUGUGGAGCGAGACUUCUUGAUGGAAAUGGAGCGCAUUCAGAGUGAAAUCGACCAGGCUCUGCACAACACUGACACUUCAAACAAAACUGCAGAUAGUUUAAAGAAGGAACUACUCAUGAUCGAGCAUGCCAUCGCGGACAAGAAGCGGCAGGUGGAGCAGCUGGUCAACGAGAUGAAGGAGGUGAAUUUGCAGAGCCUGACUGUGACCACCACGGAGGAGAUCAAGCAUCUAUUGGAAGGACCCAACAAGCAGGGCAGCAGCCGGCGGAUCAUCGGUUCGCCCAGGCAACUUGAAACGGCGGUUCCAACCAGUAAAAAUCCUCAUGGUGUGUGGGUUUAAGUCACACAUACCCAGAACUAUUUUUCUAAACGUAUUUCUCCUCCAACAAAAUAAUGUUUUUGGGAACAAAUUGAUCAACAUAUCUUGAAUGCAUAAUGGAGUUGAAACGAAAUGGAUUCCUUAUGAAUAUCACAAUUUUAAACAAUAUUCUAAAAAUAUUUACAAUAAUUAACGUGCUUGAUUGUUGUUUUAGUAUGUUUACAUUCCAAUCACACUCUAUGGAUCUCUCAAUGCAAUGAUAUAUGUUACAAAUUUGAAAUCACAAUCGUUUUAUUACUCUACAUUCCGCACUGUACUUUGUAUUUAAUAGUAGUUAAUGAGUCCCAUAUUCACAUGCCCUAAUCUUAAUUUUGUGUGCUAUACUUUUGGUUAAUUUUUGCUGCUAGUCUACGUGUUAACAAAAACCCUUUCCAAUCUCUACAAUUCGCCAUUAGUUGUUAACUUGACAAUGAAUUUUAAUUGUUGCAAUAAUUCGAGAGUAUCGUAAUUUAAAAACGCCUUUCUAACGAAUAAGUAGUGCCCUUAGUGAUUUGUCUCCUACAGAAUUAUUCAUUGUAGAAUUCACAAUUCGAAUUACACAAAACUUAUUGUACUUAGCAAUUAGCGCAGCUUUAAAAAAACAAAUUAGCAAUGCUUUGUUGAAAAGUUUAACUUUUAAAGUGCUUAGCCUUAGCCACCGGAUAUCGAAACAAAAGACCGAAGCAUUAACAAUUGCAAAGGUAUCAAGCAUUAGUACAUACAUAAUUGCUAGCGUACAAUUAAAAGACAACCCACAAGUCGCUUUGAUGUAUUAUGUUUUUAAUUAGCAAUAUUUAAUAUUUACACAAACUGAUGAUGAUAGUGAACUACAAAACACCAACGGAAAUGCAAUUUAUCGAAUAUUAUAUAUUACUAUUACAUUUAAACUAAAAACGAUUUAGAACAAAUUGUAAUUGCAUUACAUCUAAUUAGCUAAUAAAUACAUUUUUAUGAUUUUCUCGAAACG